Molecule: messenger RNA, 2467 nt
Organism: Amphibalanus amphitrite
Lineage: Eukaryota; Metazoa; Arthropoda; Thecostraca; Balanomorpha; Balanidae
Product: tubulin alpha-1D chain-like
Exons: 1
Coding region: 968-2317 (449 amino acids)
Biological process (GO): microtubule cytoskeleton organization; mitotic cell cycle
Cellular component (GO): microtubule; cytoplasm
Molecular function (GO): GTP binding; structural constituent of cytoskeleton
Source: RefSeq, a predicted model, not a curated record
GCCAAGCAGUCAGUUGUAUUUUGUCAAAUAAAUGCACCCAGUGGUGUCAUAAUGCUGAGCUCGAUUGCUCGUAAGCGGCUCACGCGUCGUUCGCCGCAAUAUUGUACGGGGCUCGUCUCACUGCGUGGUAUGCAUUCCUUUCUUCGACAAAGCCAGUUAUACCUUUGAUAUAAUAUGGUGCAUUACGAGUAUAGGUAUCCAGAUACUAUACUGACGUGCUUGUUCGCCCUCCUCUCCCCCAAAGUGAAGCUCACACGCAUUUCAAAUUGGCUCGGAUAGUCGUUGCGCAAACGGAUUCCCUGAAAGCUAAUUGAAAAGCAACCAUUCAUGACUCACGUGGAAAAGUACCAAACCAGAGCGAAGAUUUUCUUACGCAACUAUGCCUUCACUAACAUUUGUAUGUAUCCAAUAAACGUUGCUGCCCAGUUACUUAGCAUUUCAUGCUUCCCUGUACGAAUGAUAAACACGGUGGGUCCAAUACACACGGAGUGAUGAGGCGCUGUUACGAUGGUAAUUAUUGUGUGCGCACACCGCUGCUGGAGUGCCCUCGGGCUCAUGCCGCAUUGUGUUCAUUAGCCAUACCAGGAACGCCAUCAGGUAUUACGUCACUUUUCAGUAACGACGAUGUUUGGUCGCGCGGCCCCUUAUCCUUGCCGGCUGCAAUCAAUUCUUCGAUUGCAUAGCGGCCCCCAUACCUUAGCAACGCCCCCAAACACACGGUGUGUCCACGUUAUUCGGCGCAUUUGAGCGUCCCGCCGUGGGUCGUUACAUGCCGAUCCCGUGUCAGCGACCGUACCGACCGCUCGGCCCCGGAGGCAUCCACGGGCCGCCGCACUAGCCUCACCGGGCACCGUGGCAGGAGGACCCGCGCUUCCGUAGCUCGACCGGGUCCCGUGCCUUGUCCGCCUGAGGGUACUUCGGACGCCGCACGUCAGUUUAUAAGUCUCUGUCUCCCCUCUUCGGCAUCAUGCGUGAGGUCAUCAGCGUGCAUAUCGGCCAGGCCGGCAUCCAGAUGGGCAACGCCUGCUGGGAGCUCUACUGCCUCGAGCACGGCAUCCAGCCCGACGGCCAGAUGCCCUCAGACACCAGCGUUGGCGUCGCCGACGACAGUUUCAACACGUUCUUCUCCGAGACCGGCGCCGGCAAGCACGUGCCGCGCGCUGUGUUCGUGGACCUGGAGCCGACGGUGGUAGACGAGGUUCGUACUGGCACAUACCGCCAGCUGUUCCACCCGGAGAACCUGAAAAGCGGGAAGGAGGAUGCUGCCAACAACUACGCACGUGGCCACUACACCAUCGGCAAGGAGCUCAUUGACCAGACAGAGGAUUCAAUUCGUAAGAUGGCAGACCAGUGUUCCGGAUUUCAGGGUUUCCUCAUCUUUCAUUCGUUCGGUGGCGGCACUGGCUCUGGCUUCACCUCCCUGGUGAUGGAGAAGCUUUCACUGGACUACGGAAAGAAGGCGAAGCUGUGCUUCUCCAUCUACCCGGCGCCGCAGGUGGCCACGGCUGUGGUUGAGCCUUAUAACGCCAUCCUGUUCGCUCACACCACGCUGGAGCACGCCGACGUCGAGUUCAUGAUGGACAACGAGGCCAUCUACCAGCUGUGCCAGAAGAACCUGGACAUCGCGCGUCCGACGUACACCAACCUGAACCGGCUGAUCGGCCAGAUCAUCUCCUCCAUCACCGCCUCGCUGCGCUUCGACGGCGCGCUCAACGUCGAUCUCAACGAGUUUGAAACGAACCUGGUGCCGUACCCUCGCAUCCACUUCCCGCUGGUCACCUACGCACCGGUCGUAUCGGCGGAGAAGGCGCAGCACGAGAAGUUCACCGUAGAGGAAAUCACGAGGUCCUGCUUCGAGCCGGAUAACCAGAUGGUGAAGUGCGAUCCGCGCGACGGCAAGUACAUGUCCUGUUGCCUGCUGUACCGCGGCGAUGUCGUGCCCAAGGAUGUCAACGCCGCCAUCUCCGUCAUCAAGAACAAGAAGACGAUCCAGUUUGUCGACUGGUGUCCGACCGGCUUCAAGGUGGGCAUCAACUACCAGCCGCCGACCGUGGUGCCCGGCGGCGACCUGGCCAAGCUACAGCGCGCUGUGUGCAUGCUCUCCAACACCACUGCCAUCAAGGACGCCUGGGCGCGCCUGGACCACAAGUUCGACCUCAUGUUCGCCAAGCGCGCCUUCGUGCACUGGUACGUCGGCGAGGGCAUGGAGGAGGGCGAGUUCUCCGAGGCGCGCGAAGACAUCGCGGCGCUGGAGCAGGAUUACGAGGAGGUAGCGCAAGACGGUGAUAUUGAUGAAGAAAUUGAGGAUGAGUACUAACUCAGCAGCUGAAGAAAAACUUGAGCUAACUAUUUGUGACUGCGUGAAGUCAUGAAGCUUUGUUUCUCACGUGAAUAUUACACAUCUAUCGUAUGGUGUCAAAUAUAUUUGACCCAGCUUUGUUGGUGAAACGAAAAAUAUACAUAAGCU